Apiotrichum porosum is the source of this 1533-nucleotide messenger RNA. RefSeq lists its product as uncharacterized. NCBI's taxonomy places the organism in Eukaryota, Fungi, Basidiomycota, Tremellomycetes, Trichosporonales, Trichosporonaceae. The record is from RefSeq and is a predicted model, not a curated record. The transcript has a single exon. The coding region runs from base 1 to 1533 and encodes 510 amino acids.
AUGUCUGCGCCACCCCCAGGCAUGUCGACUUUGGGACUCACGGCUCAGAAAGUGGCGGCGAACGCACACGACUCAGAUGCUACAGUGAGGGCUGCGCGUCCAGGUCCUCCUCGAAGCUCCUCGUUCACCGCCACCACCCGGCCGCGGCUCAACACUAGCUGGUCCGCCCCGGCCCCUGCACCAAGUGGAUCAGCCAUUGGCCUAGCGUCCCCAGUCUGCCUCACCCCAACUUCAUCCUUCUCCUCACCCUCUCCAACCGCCACCACCGCGUCUCUUCCAGUCGUUACUUCAGGCCCAAGCACUAGCACAAGUACAAGCAGCUGGAGCCUCUCGGGUCUCGGUCUGUCCCUGCGGGGACGGAGCAUACCCCCUCCUCCUACAAUCACGCCAGCCUCUCCUCCAGCCCACGGCUCGACCACCUCGCCACCCCGUUCACGGUCACGCCCCACCAUGCUGCGCUCUGGGUCGGCCAACUCGUUCGGUUCAAACAUGUCACUGGCAUCAGCAGCCUCAACUUCGACGGCGUCUGCGUCCCUGGCGUCCCCGCGUACCCCGCACAUGACGUUGUCCGUCUACUCCAUCCCACAGUCCGGGACUGCGUCGCCACGAAAGGUACACCAUCCAUUCCUCACCGACCAGACACCAUACAUCAGACACCGCGAGUCGGCUGCGUCAUUGCGAUCGCUUGGAAGCAGCUCGAGUAGCGGCGGUGCUGGUGCUAUCAUUGAUCUUGGCGGUGACCGUGAGCGUGCCGACGACAGGGAACGCCGCGUGGAGCGCCUCGAGCGCCUCGAGCUUCUCGAGAUUGAACGCCUGGAACGCAGUGCAGACUUUCAGCGCCGGCUCGGUGUCGAGCCCCGCACGACCAACCUCGAGCAACGCCGAGAGCGACAGUAUGAGCGCGAGAGGGAGCGCGAGAGGAGGCGUGAAGACGCUGUGCGCGCUCGCUCUGCGUCGUCCCCAAGCGACUGUUCGUCGUCUGCCACAUUGACACCUGGGCACAGCCCAUCAUUGUCCACAACCCUCGAACCCGGAUGGCCGUUCAAGCAGAAGGAAAAUGCCCAACCUGCCUCGGCAUCAUCUGCCAACACGACCCCCGUCUCCAAACCGCUCUUCCGCUCGCUGCGCAAGAUGCCCUCUACGAGUGUCCUGCACAGUCCCACUACCAGCAUUGCGUUGCCACCGCCGCCGCCCAUUCGUGACCCCCGGGACUCGUCUGCGUCGUCAUCGUCCACCUCGUCGACUUCCUCCAUCUCGUCCUUGGCCACACCCACACCUUCCUCGCCCGAGAUGUCUCCCACCACCCCUAUCGACCGCAGGUGUCUGGCAUGGAUGCGCGAAGCGGAGCAGCACACCUAUUAUUUUGGCUCUGUGGCGGCUCGCGCCGGCAUGACACAGGAAGAGCGCCUGGUCCGUCGCGACAUGCUCGCCGGGAUCAGCCGGAUGGAAAUCAGCGAAGGUGUCGAGGUCCUCGAGGAGGAGGAAGGCGGGUGUGCCACGCGUGCGAUGCGGCGUCUGGGCCAGCGACAGUAA